Molecule: messenger RNA, 3464 nt
Organism: Xiphias gladius (swordfish)
Lineage: Eukaryota; Metazoa; Chordata; Actinopteri; Istiophoriformes; Xiphiidae
Product: tetraspanin-2-like
Exons: 8
Coding region: 128-763 (211 amino acids)
Cellular component (GO): membrane
Source: RefSeq, a predicted model, not a curated record
AGAGAGCGAGUCUUGUGCACAAGUGUUGUGACCGGGGUGGACCGUUAUUGUCACAUUGUGCGGAGCCAAUACAACCGUCAGGGCAUUUUACGGGGAUAUAGGCGAAACACUGCAUCAUCAAGCCGACAUGGGGAAGGUGGAAGGUGGAAUGAAAUGCGUGAAAUACCUUUUGUUCGUGUUCAACUUCAUAUUCUGGUUGAUGGGAUCCUUUGUUCUGGCAGUGGGGCUGUGGCUGCGUUUUGACCCAGAAACUGUGGCUCUGCUCAAUGGCGAUAAGGCUCCAGACACCUUCUUCAUUGGUGUGUAUAUACUGAUUGGUGCUGGUAGCCUGGUGAUGUUGGUUGGUUUCUUCGGCUGCUGCGGAGCUGUGCGGGAAUCUCAGUGCCUGCUGGGUUCAUUCUUUGCCUGUUUGUUGAUCAUCUUUGGAGCUGAGGUGGCAGCAGGAGUGUUUGGAUUCUUAAACAAAGACAAGAUAAUUGAAGACGUUCAGAACUUCUACGCAACAACUUACAAUGAAAACAAUAACAGCACUUUGAUCAUCUCAUACCAGAAAGUACUGAACUGUUGUGGAACCUCAGCAAACCCCUGCCCUGAUCCCCAACCAGAUACCAAGGACUGUGAGACAGGCAUCAAGGAAUUCUUUAACAGUAAACUCUACAUCAUCGGGUAUGUGGGCAUCGGCAUCGCUGGAGUCAUGAUCAUUGGGAUGAUCUUCAGUAUGGUUCUCUGUUGUGCCAUUCGCAACAGCAGGGAGGUCAUCUAAGCUGGAUCCAACCCUCCUUCACCCACCCCUGAGAGACUGUACAGCCUUCAGAUCAAAUGUCAACCCCUGUCAAUCUUCCACCCAGGGACCCAGGAAAUUGACACUGUUCUAAAAAUUCCAUUCCAGCGUGGUGGUCAACCCAAUUCUCCUGGCCUGGUCUUCCAUUUUCUCUGAAAUUGUCUUUAUUUAUUUGCCAUCACAAGCCAAGUAGCAGACUCUACCUUCCAUAACAGUCUGCUUAUUACCUACACCAUUCACAUAUCCAGUGGGAGCAGUAUAGUUUCUGAUGUUGCCCUGACAAUCUGUCAGAUUGUUUUUCCUCAUGGCCAUUUGGCUGCCACUACAAAUUUUAACACACAUACUGUCGCAGAAGUGUCAGUGCUUUUUUACACAGCAGUGACACUGAGCCCACAGCUGUGGGAAACUUAUGCCCGAGAGAGCAAUCUGAGGUGAAAGCAGCUGAGUUUGCUUAUGUGUGCACACAGAAAUCAAGACACACACGGAUGAGCACAUACACAUAAAUACAGCAAUGUUGUGUUACGUGAGACCAGAGCCGGAAAAAAGGUUGUUUGGCAUCUCAUAGGGAGUCCUGAUUGGUGGAAUCGGAGUGGAGUGUCGAGAGAGGGAAUGGCCAGUGAAUGUGCUGAGAAUGCAUCCAUCGUGCAGCCAAAGGGGUCUUACUCCGACACAUACAGCAUACACACACUCUGUGAACUGUGCUAUCAACACAGGUUGGUCUUUGCAAGGAAAAUCCACAGUUAUCUUACAGGAAUAGUUCAAUAUUUUGGGGAAUACUCUCAUUCAAUUUCUUGCCGCCAGACAGAAGAUUGAAAGCACUUUCAUGUCUGUAUAGUAAAUAUUAGCUCAGCACAAAGAUUGGAAACAGGGGAAAUAGCUAGCCUGGCUCUGUGUGGAUCUUUUUAGGCAGAUUUUCUUACCUUUGGACAGAGCCAAACUAUCUGUUUCCCCCUGUGUCUAGUUUUUAUUCGAAGCUGACGAGAUGACGGCCGUAGCCUUAUAUUUGCCAUACAAACAUGAAAGUGCUAUCAAUCUUCUCUUCUAACUCUUUGGCAAGGAAGCAUAUUUCCCAAAAUAUCAAACUAUUCCUUUAAAUGAACACACCACUGGGUUUGCCUGUUUUUCUCCAUUUACUACAAAUCAUACACACUUGACAAUAAAAGAUAACAAUUUUGAAAACAAUACUGGUAUGUUUAAGAAAUGUUGACUAUGGUGGAUUAAACAACUCAAGCAAGUUUCAAGAGUCCUCUAUUGUGCAGAAAUUAAUGGAAUAACUGCGUGUAGUGGUAGGAAAAGCACUGUACAUCAAAACAUUUAAAAUGUUAAGUAUACAUGAUUUGCAUAAGAAAGAUGAUUUUAAAAACAACCAAACGCCUGCUUAGUUAAAACCAAAUUCUGUUUUCAUCCCAAAGGAAAAGCCCCUCAUCUGUUUGGUGGUGCAACGCGGUAACAUAAAUACCACUUCCUACCCCUGAUAAUAUAUAUGCUCUCUUACUUAAGAGAGUACCCCUUGAACUUCUGUUGACUAUAUGUCAAGACCCAGAUCAUGUGGACAUGUCUUCAGGCUAAACACAUACUGAAAACAGGCACUGUGACAGCGAAAUUAUGUUAUUCGAGUCAGGCAUUUGAUCUCUUCCCACUUCCAUCUUGUUCCCCAUGUGUGCCUUAAACGUACACCACCCACAACAACAACAAAAAAAAGUUUAUUAACCUCAGCAGAUAGGAUUGGGUGAAAAGAAAUACCCCACCUGAAAUCACUUCCAUUUGCCCAAGUUAAAUCAGGCCACUGCGUGAAGAAUGAAUAUGAAGGGUUUAUUCCCGGUGUCAGGACUCCAGUAUGUAAAUAUGUUUGGGUAUUAGUUUUUUAUUUUUUAUUUUUUUUUGUAGCUGUACAUUAUUUCUGGCUGAUGUGAUAGUUACUAUUUAACAUUCUGUGUGUAGACAGAGGCUUGCAGUAGUUUUACAGUGUUGUAGUAAUGACAGUGUAGUCAAGGCAGAUCCACACAGCCAAAACAGUUUCUUAACGUGCCUUUCUUUGAUAACAACUCUAUUUUUGAACAACAGGCUGUCUGAACAUAGCAAAACUGUACAUACGUUUGUAGAGUUGGACUGCAAUUAACUGUCAUAUACAUUGGACGAGUAGCACAUAUGGCUCGACUGUGUCCUCUCAGCCAAGAGAGCUGGUGAAAGCAACAGUUUCUCUUCCAACUAUUUCAAAAGCCUCUUGGUACUAAUAAAAUGUAUUCUGAGGACUCAAAACAAUAAUCUUAAUGUUGACGAAGUCCAGAUGAUCAAACUAUAUGGGACGCAAGCACUUGUAUAUAUUACUCCUGCUCCAGUGUGGCGUUACGUACGUGAGGAGACAACGAAGGCUGCUUACCACUUCAGGCUGUAGGGAUGCCAGUCGGCAGUGUUUACUGUGAGAUGACACAACAGAGUCACUAGUACGUCACUUCAGAGGCUCUGAGGAGUUAAAGUAUGAUGAACUAGGAACAGUUUAGUGCUACUCAAUCCACAAUACUGUCGGUGUGUUCCACGGUUAUACUUGUUUGAGCAAAUCUGGAGAUGUAUUGUACCGUCGAGCCUUUCAUAGUUGAUUGUGUGUUAAUUUAUUUUAAUACCAUUCCAGGCUUCUCAGGAAGAUAGGUGAUUGAAGUUUAAUAAAGCUUUUUAAGUUUCACAG